This is a messenger RNA of Teleopsis dalmanni, 771 nucleotides long. RefSeq names its product homeobox protein Hmx-like. NCBI's taxonomy places the organism in Eukaryota, Metazoa, Arthropoda, Insecta, Diptera, Diopsidae. The transcript has a single exon. Bases 1 to 771 code for a protein of 256 amino acids. The record is from RefSeq and is a predicted model, not a curated record.
AUGUCUACUUCUGAAGCUGAAGUUGACAUAAGCGUCGUCUCAAGCCCGGAACCAAGUCCGACAGGCUGUGGUAAUGAGCGUGAUAGCCCUAUGCGUUGCAUAUCUCCAGCUCCAUCAGCCGGUAGCGCGCCAACAUCAACUACUUCAACACCAACAACAGCAGCUGGAACACCUACUUCGAAUGCUAACUAUCAUAGUCCAACUGCUGCGUUAAGUGCUGUACCGCCGACGGUAUUGCAUCAUCAUUUGCAACAUCAUCUAAAUAGCUUAAGUGGGCAUCCAGUGGCCUUACAUCAUGCUUUGCAUACCUUUGGUCAUCUUCACCCAGGACAUCCUGCUCACCCAGCACAUCAGCAAUUGCUACAGCAUGCAGUUACACCGACGGCGGUAACACAAUUAGCUGCGGUUACGGAACGUUUUAGUCCACCGGCUAUGGCUGCUAUGGCACCUAAAUCACCAGCACACAAUGGUGAUGAGGUCACUUCGUUGGUGCAUAAUAAUAACAAUAAACUGAUUAGUAACAAUAACAGUGAUAGUAACGGCAGUAGUCAGAAUUUAGCAAAUUCAAAUGGUAAUAAUGGUAAUGAAAGCAAUAAGGUUACCACUGGUAACGGUUUCACCAGCUUUUCCAUAUCGAGUAUUCUAAGUCGAAAUGAACCAGCAAAGAAAUGUGCAAAUAAUAAUAAUGUGGCUACUCUUAUUACACCAAUACCACAUCUGCCACAACCAGGCAGUGGUGGUCCACAGGAUGCUGCUAUGCUUUCAAGGUAA